Messenger RNA from Strongylocentrotus purpuratus (purple sea urchin), 2188 nucleotides. It is a transcript of the gene dlat, whose product is annotated as dihydrolipoyllysine-residue acetyltransferase component of pyruvate dehydrogenase complex, mitochondrial. Gene Ontology annotation, cellular component: pyruvate dehydrogenase complex. The coding region runs from base 33 to 1556 and encodes 507 amino acids. Gene Ontology annotation, molecular function: dihydrolipoyllysine-residue acetyltransferase activity. The record is from RefSeq and is a predicted model, not a curated record. NCBI's taxonomy places the organism in Eukaryota, Metazoa, Echinodermata, Echinoidea, Camarodonta, Strongylocentrotidae. The transcript is spliced from 13 exons. Gene Ontology annotation, biological process: pyruvate decarboxylation to acetyl-CoA.
UACAUCAAUUUUUCACUGGAGCUGGCCUGAAAAUGCAGAGAAGUGCUUCCAUCUUUCGCUGUCUUUUGCGGGCUCGUUCAUUUUCGAGCUCAUCAAAGCCAUGGAGUGUGAGAGCAAGUGUUUGCAAAGGACUUCCAUUGAUAAAUCAAGCUGAAAGAUGUCUGAGAAGCUCCACCCUCUUCACACCUAGGCUGCUCUACCAGUUACAGAAACCAUGCAGGUUCUAUUCAUCAGAAGAUUUACCAGCUCAUUACAAGAUCACCCUUCCUGCUCUGUCUCCAACCAUGGAAGUUGGUACUGUGGUCAGAUGGGAGAAACAGGUUGGAGAUCAACUGAACGAUGGGGAUCUGUUGUGUGAGAUUGAGACAGACAAGGCAACCAUGGGCUUUGAGUCUUCAGAAGAGGGCUACCUGGCAAAGAUCUUUGUGGAGGAAGGUGCCAAGGAUGUUCCUGUUGGAAGGUUGCUAUGUAUUAUAGCAGAGCAAGAAUCAGGAGUAGAGGCUUUCAAGGAUUUUGAAGAUCUAGGAGUCAUUGAAGCACCUCAGGGUCCACCAGCCCCUGUCAAGGAAAGUCCGCCAGCUCAGGUUGCUGCUCCUCCACCACCUCCACCACGCCCACCACCACCACCAGCUGCCGCUACACCUAGUACAACACCACGCCCUCCACCUGUUCCCAUGGCAGCCCCUGCAGCGGGUGCGACCCAGGGAAGGGUCUUUGCCAGUCCAUUAGCAAGGAAACUAGCUGCAGAGCGAGGAAUCAAUAUUAAUACCCUUCAAGGUACCGGUCCAGGAGGUCGUAUAGUGAAGGCAGACAUAGAGUCCUAUGUCCCCGGAGUAGCAGGAGUACCCAUGCCAGCUGCAGUACCUGGGGCAGGUUUCACAGAUAUACCUGUGGAUGCGCUCAGAAUGGAACAAGCUAAUGCUGCAGUGUAUUCUAAACAGACAAUCCCCCAUUACUAUCUCAUGGCUGACAUAGAUGUGGGUUCAGUACUCAGGUUACAAGGCAGUCUGAAUGAGAUGGUGAGUGAGGAUACCCCUAUCACUCUCAAUGAGUUUGUCAUCAAGGCUGCUGCAUUGUCCUGCCAGAAGAUUCCCGACGCCAACUCGGCGUGGUUCGGAGACAAGAUCAGGCAAUACCAUAAUGUGGAUGUAAAUAUUGCAGUGACUUCAGACUAUGGCACAGUUACUCCUAUCAUUAAUGCAGCAAAUACCAAGGGUCUAGAAGCUAUCAGGCAAGAGGUUGACUAUGUGACAGCUCUAGCACAAGAUGGCAAGAUGCAAACACAGGGAGGAACAUUUAGCAUCUCAAAUUUCGGUGAGUUUGGAGUUCGGGGCGUGGCUGGUAUCAUCCCCUCCCCACAAGCCUGCCAUCUAGGGAUAGGAGCUGUCCAAGAAAGAUUUGUACCUGAUGAAGAUGCAGAGGAAGGAUAUCGUCCAGCAUCUAUUGUUACAGUAACCCUUGUAUGUGAUCACCGAGUAGUGGACGGCGCAGUGGGUGCACAGUGGCUUCAGCAAUUCAAGAGAUACAUGGAGACACCACACUCCAUGCUCCUCUAGUACCUGGUAGUAAUAAUCAAUUCAAACAUUGAAUGAGAAACAGAAGGGCGUUGGGAGAUGGAAGGUGUGCUAUUUCUUCCAGUUCUGAACUCCUAGAUGGCUGAGCAAUCAAGAGAAUUACCUGGCUUCACACCAACGGAAGUGCAUGCUGGAAUGGAACUUCAGUAGUCAUCAAGGGUUUAAAGACUCUGCAAGGAAGACCACUUCAUUCUCUAUAGGUUAUCCUUUUUUGCAGAAUGCACAUUUUUGGAGUUUGCAGGCUGUUAAAAAAAAGAGGGACUCAUGUAAGAUUUUAACAAAUUGUGUUCUCCUUGAUUCUUUAAUUUACUAUGCAAGAAUGAUUUCUCUUAAUUUGAGUAUUUUGUUAAGUGGAUGUUAAAAGGGUUAUUAUCAACCGUCAAGGAAAUCUAUAUGCUAUAGCUGCUCCGUACCACCAGCUUACUCUGAUGACACAAAGGCUCGUAUCAUUGGGUUUGUGUUUUGGGUGAUGUUAACCGUUGGUUUCCUUUAAUAGUGAGUAUAUGACAAUCGUAUCGUCUGAAGAGACCAAGGAUGAAUGAUCCCAAUCUCUUGGACCCCAUUCAGACUUGAUGCAGGAAACGGCAAAAAUCAAAGUUUUUGUAUGAAUUAAU